AGAACGACACCUCAUCAUCACACAUUGUGUAAUGUUCACUAUAUCCAGCAUGCAGCAAAUUAACACGGCUUCUUUUUUUUAUCUCCAUUUAGGAGAAGCUGAUGGAGAAACACUGUAGGCAGCAUUCCAGAGACAGGACACAUCAGGUCUCUAUAGUCACUGUAGGCAGCAUCCCAGAGACAGGACACAUCAGGUCUCUAUAGUCACUGUAGGCAGCAUCCCAGAGACAGGACACAUCAGGUCUCUAUAGUCACUGUAGGCAGCAUUCCAGAGACAGGACACAUCAGGUCUCUAUAGUCACUGUAGGCAGCAUCCCAGAGACAGGACACAUCAGGUCUCUAUAGUCACUGUAGGCAGCAUUCCAGAGACAGGACACAUCAGGGGUCUAUUGUCAGAGACAGAACAGAUCAGAUCUCUAUAGUCAGAGACAGAACACAUCAGGGGUCUAUUGUCAGAGACAGAACAGAUCAGAUCUCUAUAGUCAGAGACAGAACACAUCAGGGCUAUAUUGUCAGAGACAGAACAGAUCAGAUCUCUAUAGUCAGAGACAGAACACAUCAGGGGUCUGGAGUCAGUGUAGGCAGCAUCCCAGAGUCAGAGCACAUCAGGGUUCUAUACUCAGAGACAGAACACAUCAGGGCUCUGUAGUCAGUGUAUGGGCUAUUGAUCUUCUUCCACACAUCAGUGUAGUCUGCUUCCUCAGUCAGCCAUGGGAAUCAGGAUGUUUUAUCAGACUGUACAGAACAUUCUCCUGCUAAUGUAUGUGGGUCGAAGAAGAGUGGAGGCCCAGCCUAUCUCUUGGCGCAGCUUUAACUCAGGCUGCCAUGGUGGCCCCUACAUGUCCAGACUCGCUGGGCUGUCUCGUCUCUGCUGUAGAGCUUGUGCGCUGACGCGGGCUCCCUGGCUCUGGCAGGACAGCACCGUCCCCUCCAGUGAAGCCCUGAGGCAAAAUGGGUAAGUGGGUCAGAUUCCCAUCGUGGGCACUCCAAGGCUGCUGCUGCUGUGUGCUGUUUUUGGGGUUGUCGCUUCCCUGGCGCUGCUUCACAGGGGAAACCAAUGAGGAGAGGAGAGGAGGAUGUGUCCCUGGAUAACGAUGAUCCAAUGAGGAGAGGAGGAUGUGUCCCUGGAUAAUGAUGAUCCAAUGAGGAGAGGAGGAUGUGUCCUUGGAUAACGAUGAACCAAUGAGGAGGGGAGAGGAGGAUGUGUCCCUGGAUAAUGAUGAACCAAUGAGGAGAGGAGGAUGUGUCCCUGGAUAACGAUGAACCAAUGAGGAGGGGAGAGGAGGAUGUGUCCCUGGAUAAUGAUGAACCAAUGAGGAGAGGAGGAUGUGUCCCUGGAUAACGAUGAACCAAUGAGGAGGGGAGAGGAGGAUGUGUCCCUGGAUAAUGAUGAACCAAUGAGGAGGGGGAUGCGUCCCUGGAUAACGAUGAACCAAUGAGGAGGGGAGAGGAGGAUGUGUCCCUGGAUAACGAUGAACCAACGUGCCCCGGAGGAGAGGGGGAUGUGUCCCUGGAUAACGAUGAACCAACGUGCCACGGAGGAGAGGGGGAUGUGUCCCUGGAUAACGAUGAACCAACGUGCCCCGGAGGAGAGGGGGAUGUGUCCCUGGAUAAUGAUGAACCAACGUGCCCCGGAGGAGAGGGGGAUGUGUCCCUGGAUAACGAUGAACCAACGUGCCCCGGAGGAGAGGGGGAUGUGUCCCUGGAUAACGAUGAACCAACGUGCCCCGGAGGAGAGGGGGAUGUGUCCCUGGAUAACGAUGAACCAACGUGCCCCGGAGGAGAGGGGGAUGUGUCCCUGGAUAACGAUGAACCAACGUGCCCCGGAGGAGAGGGGGAUGUGUCCCUGGAUAACGAUGAACCAACGUGCCCCGGAGGAGAGGGGGAUGUGUCCCUGGAUAACGUUGAACCAACGUGGAAUAGACGUUGAAUUGACGUCUGUGCCCAGUGGGCCUGCAGAAUGUGGUUUUGCUCCGUACCAGAUUAGCCUAUGGUUUCUCAUGGAUUUUUAAUAACGUGCCAUUACAUUACAUCGUAUUACAUCACACGGCAAUAAAAAUAUACAACAUUAAGAGCUAUAAAACUUCAGCACCAAAUCAACCAAAUUCGUCUCUAAGUAAAAAGCGGCAGUUGAACUUGCCAGGGACUUUUUUCUUCAGUCUUUAGUAUUCCAGAGGAGUUGGUCUCUGCAGGAUUGUGGCCGUUGCCAGGGCAGCGUAUAGGGGCCAUUCUGUGCAUGGCCUCAGAGUUUGGGGGCCUUCCUUUGGAUGUCGAAGAGUGUCCUGCGCCUCUGACUAAUCACCUGGGACACAAUGCAGGGAGAAGGGACCAGAGGGUCUGGGGCAAUGUUCGAAUUAACUUUAUCCCAAUGAAUCUACAGGACAAAAACCCCAUUCUGUCACUCUUUGUUUUUAAAAGGGUUCAGUGAAGGAAAUGUGGUGGAAAUGAAUCAGGUUUAAUCUAAUUAGAAGUAAUGGAUUGCUUUAAAGUGAGGCAGGAAUGUUGAAAAGUCACUGGUGUUUCCUUCUGCACCCUCUAGGUACUGAUGAUCUAGACCAGGAUGCCACCACAGACCAGGAUGCCACCACAGACCAGGAUGCCACCACAGACCAGGAUGCCACCACAGACCAGGAUGCCACCACAGGUCAGGAUGCCCCUACAGGCCAGGAUGCCACCACAGACCAGGAUGCCACCACAGACCAGGAUGCCACCACAGGUCAGGAUGCCACCACAGACCAGGAUGCCACCACAGACCAGGAUGCCAACACAGGCCAGGAUGCCACCACAGGUCAGGAUGCCCCUACGGGCCAGGAUGCCACCACAGACACAAAUCAAUCUACUCCUAGCCACAUGUUGGCAUCUCCCACGCACCACACAUGAAGGAAUAAAUGAGAGGCUGGAAAAUAACCAGGAAUUCUCUGUGGAAUGUUGUUAGAUCACGGUUUGAGACAGGUGACCUAGAGAGAGAUCAGGAGGUUGGGAAAGGCAGAAAAGUGCCUAGGGUGUUAGGUGCUAUGCAGGCUAGAAUGGAAAGACACUUCCACUGUACGUGUUGCAUGAUAUUGAUUCAUUUUGUAUCUCAAUGAUGAAAUUGUUCACAUGUUGGACUGGUUACUGGCAUAGUGAAAUCCUCAAGGAAUACAUGAGUGAAACAGCCUUCUUGGUCAAUGGCACUGUCCCUCAACUGACGGCCCGUGUGACAAUUUGGUUUUGUUUGUCCCCCAUGUUGUUUGAGCAAAAACAUUUUAAUUUUAUUUAUUUAUUUGUAUUGUUGGACUUUAAAGACUGUAAAAACACCAGAAAAACAGGUUCAAGUGAAUGAGAGACCAGAUGCUGCUAGAGGUGGCGUUAGAGGGCCAGUAGUCUUCCCUCUGGUCUAAGGAGAUCUAAAUGCCCCACUGCAGUGAAGGGGACAUUGCCCUGUGUAGGGUGCUGUCUUUGGGAUGCUAAACAAGCAUCCUGACUCUGUGGUCAUUCAACAUCCCAUGACUCUAAGUGUACUGUAGGGGUGUCAUGGCAAAAUUCCAUCAUGGCCACCUAAUUAUUCUUCUCAUUCCUAACUGGCAUAUAUCACUCACCUGUGUGGUGAGCAGUCCUAUCUCUACAGUCCUAUCUCUGCAGUCCUAUCUCUGCAGUCCUAUCUCUACAGUCCUAUCUCUGCAGUCCUAUCUCUACAGUCCUAUCUCUACAGUCCUAUCUCUGCAGCUUCAGGGCAAAGACAUUAUCUCUGAUCUAUUAUUCAUUUAAAUAUUCAUUAUUCAUCAUAAUUCAUGAUUUGGUUAAGUGCUCUUAUGCAUGAGGCCACCACUUUGUUCCUUACGGCAGCACCUUGACUCCUGCCAAACAUGCAUGGAAUCAUCUGUCCCAGAUCAAAGGAGGAUGGAGAGAGUGAAAGAGAGGAGUGGGGGAUCGUGGGGUUCCCCUCUGCAUGUCUGAAGGCUCCUGAAGGCCCUAGUGGGAAACCUGCUGCCUACCAGCUGUACUGUACAUCUCCAUCUGUCGCAACUCUGAUCGCCUGACCCUAAACUGACAGGACCUUGACCUUCAACCCUAGUGACAAGCAGGCCUGGGGAACCUGGGAGGGUGUGUCUUCUGGCGCCAAUACCCCUUGUUAAGUUUUCAGAUGUAAAAUUCUUAAGUCCCCAAAAAACCUUUCUGACGCAACCACAAUAAUGUCCAGUUUGUUAUGACUUCAUUGAGGCUUGUGUUUGUUCAACUUAUAACUGUGGCAAAUGAACGCAACAAAAAUCCACCUUUUUAAACACACAGGGUAUCUUUUGUCUGGCAGCAAACAUUUCCUACAGGCUGUGGUGUAUCCACUACUACCAUAUCUUCACUAGCAUCACUUGUUUUCUCAGUUAUUUUAAUAUCUCCUCCGCAUAGGACAUUCGAUCGACCUCUCUAACGUUUGCCACAUCUCCUCCACCCUUCCAGGAACUCAGGAUCGUGAUCAACCACCACAAUUGCAACACUGUCGUCCUUCUACACACCGUUCUUCAGUAUACUGCAGUUCAUCUGAACACACUUGAAUCAAAUCAAAAUCCAAUCCAAUUUGUAUUUGUCACAUGCGCCGGAUACAACAGGUGUAGACCUUACCGUG
Oncorhynchus kisutch (coho salmon) is the source of this 4599-nucleotide messenger RNA. RefSeq names its product endo-1,4-beta-xylanase B-like. The coding region runs from base 1435 to 1929 and encodes 164 amino acids. The transcript has 2 exons. The record is from RefSeq and is a predicted model, not a curated record. NCBI's taxonomy places the organism in Eukaryota, Metazoa, Chordata, Actinopteri, Salmoniformes, Salmonidae.